This is a messenger RNA of Sphenostylis stenocarpa, 357 nucleotides long. NCBI's taxonomy places the organism in Eukaryota, Viridiplantae, Streptophyta, Magnoliopsida, Fabales, Fabaceae. The record is from the annotation of a GenBank genome assembly.
AUGCUGACUUUACUAGCAACACUUGCAUUGCUCAAUUUGUUUUGCCUUGGCAUGUUCAUAAAGCAAGUGUUCAUCAUUGAAGGGGGUCUCAGAAUUUUUGACACAAUGGCAUUGCAAGUUCUACUAAGUGGGGUUUUGGUUCUCAUCAACAUACCUGUGUACCAAGGACUCUUCCUAAGAAAAGACAAGGGAAGAUUACCAAUAUCUGUUGCAGUUCAAUCCACAACAUUGGCUCUAAGUGCAUGUGUCCUCUUCAUUUCCACACUGGAUCACAUGUUUCACAUCUUCGUUAGCAAUGUGGGCCUCAAAUUUCAACAAUUGUUCUAUAAAACCAACCGAUCUUACAUUCCUCUGUAG